This is a messenger RNA of Pogona vitticeps (central bearded dragon), 3927 nucleotides long. NCBI's taxonomy places the organism in Eukaryota, Metazoa, Chordata, Lepidosauria, Squamata, Agamidae. The record is from RefSeq and is a predicted model, not a curated record.
CCCCCAAGGAUGGCUCGCUCGGGCAUCUGGAAGAGCCUCCAGUCCGUGCUGCGGAAGAAGGACGAUCCCUUGUUCCUGAACGACUGCAGUGCCUUCGAUUUUUCCGACGAGGUGGGCGAGGAGGACUUCCCCAGGUUCAACAAGCUGCGCGUGGUGGUCGCGGAGGAUGCGGCCGAGACGCCCGCCAACGGGGCGCACGUGGGGCCCCAUUCCGACGACGAGUCCUUGCUGGACCGAGACGCGGCGCCGCGGAGCGCCCAGGCCAGAACAGGGACGGAUCCGUGCCGCGGCUGCAGCCAGCAACGGGAGCGGUUGAAGCAAAGGAGGGUGAAGCGGAGGCUGGUCCUGGCGGCGGUUCUCUACCUCCUCUUCAUGACCGGGGAGCUUGUAGGUGGAUACGUCGCCAAUAGUCUAGCCAUCAUGACGGAUGCACUGCAUAUGUUAACAGACCUCAGCGGCAUUAUUUUGACCCUGCUCGCUUUGUGGCUGUCUGCAAAGUCACCCACCAAAAAGUUCACUUUUGGAUUCCAUCGCCUGGAGGUUUUAUCUGCCAUGUUCAGCGUGCUGCUGAUUUAUAUCCUUAUGGUCUUCCUCUUGUACGAAGCCGUUCAAAGAACGAUCCAUAUGGACUACGAGAUAAACGGGGACAUCAUGCUAAUUACAGCGGCUGUCGGUGUGGCAGUGAACCUCAUAAUGGGCUUUCUGUUGAAUCAGUCAGGCCACCUUCACUCCCAUUCCCACGCUCCUUCAUCUGUUCCUCCGCCAAAUCCUUCAUCUCCAGCUUCUGGCCACGGCCACGGCCACGUCAGCCUGGCUGUGCGAGCGGCGUUUGUACACGCCCUGGGAGACUUAGUUCAAAGUAUUGGUGUCCUUGUGGCUGCCUACAUCAUCCGGUUCAAGCCAGAAUAUAAGAUUGCUGACCCUAUAUGCACCUAUGUAUUCUCAGUUCUUGUGGCUUUCACAACAUUUCGGAUCAUACGGGACACCGGUAUAAUUGUACUUGAAGGGGCUCCAAGGCAUUUGAAUGUGGAUCACAUUAAGGAAGAGUUAUUGAAAAUUGAAGAUGUGUUUUCUGUGGAAAACCUGAAUGUCUGGUCAUUAACUUCGGGGAAAACGAUGGUCAUCGUCCACUUGCAACUAGCUCCCGGGAGUUCUACCAAGUGGGAAGAUGUACAGUCCAAGACCCGGCGGUUGCUGCUGAACACGUUUGGAGUUUAUCAGUGUUCCGUCCAACUUCAGAGUUACUGGCGAGAAGACGACAAACCUUGUGCAAACUGUCAGGGUUCCAGUGCCUAAUUUUCCACAAUUUUUUUGUGUGGGGGGAGGGGACUUUGCUGCCUUAUUCUCUCCUUUUUUAAAAAAAAAGAAAAAGGAACUUGCAGCCAAAAGACCACUAAGCAAUACAUGCCUGAUUUACAAAUGGAACAGAAUCCCUUUUAGAUCUGGAUGUGGAUCGGCGCUCAGCACGGCAAGAAGGACUUGGGACAGGCAAACCGAUGAACCCGGGAUUCCUCCCUUCCGCAGCGACGACUUCUCGCUUUCCCUCUCUCGCUCGUGGUUUCGUUGAGGGUUUCCUCGCCCGUUUCUUUCCUCUUAAGUGGUUUACACAUUCGUCGGGCAGGUACUUCGUAGCAGAAAUGUCCGCCGUUUUGGGUGACUUGUGUUGCGGUACUUCUCCCGCGCUUCGCCAAGGGUCGUCAAGAAGAAGCAACGAGCUGCGUCGGAAGAGAUUUGACUAGAUUGAUCAUGUCCGUGAUCUACGAAGUUAAUGAUUUCUGAGCUGAGCUGGUUGCACAGUAUUUUUGCACACCCACGCAGAGCCCUGCAGCCAGCUUUUUAAUACCUUGUCUAAAACAAUGGUGCUGGGGUGGCAGGGACCCUUUUUAAAAGCUGUCCCUUCGUACAAACUCAAACACAUACUGGGAAAUAUGAAUUUAGUUUUUACUUACAUUCCAAGCGAUAACCGUUUUUCUCCCAGAACCAAUGACCAGUUGUUUAACCUAAGAUGAUGGGGCUGGGCCCGUUAUGUUUCCACGGACUGAUACUUAUUUUUUUGUGUCUUUUGGCCUAGGCUUGUGUUGUAGAAAAAGCCUAUUUAAUUUCUCCAAAUGUGUACGGUUGACUUUUGAGAGGAUACUUUUCUUACCGACUGCCUUGAAUAUUUAAAGCAAUGUUUUAACCUGCUUCAAGAGAGACCCUUGGGGGGUAGCACGAUUCUUACGCCCAGUAAUAUAAAAAUGCCAUGGGAUCCCCCUCUUGAAUGAUUUUGGCCUCAAGGAAAGAGAGGGUAAUUUCGUAAAAAAUAGUAAACGCAAAUAUCAAAUCAGUAAACUCUGAACUUUAGAUGUCUUGGAAGUAAGCGAACCCAGACUUCAGAUGUGCUGCGGUCCCAAACCGUAGAACGGUGAGAGAAUCUGGUCUCGGUGCCUCCUUUGCGUAUCCGAUAAAUGUAUGGUUUCUGCAUGAAGAUGUGCGCCAGUGUGCCAGUGAAAUGUGAGUUAUUUGGUGAACUGCGUUGCCUUUCAUUCAAAACAGGGAAGGCUCUUUUUAUUUUCCCUUUUCUUAGCAAAUCUAAAACGAACCUUCCUUUCUGACCUGUGCUGACUUGUAGGCCUUAAUUGACUGCAUGGAGGCCCCCAAUUAUCAUUAUGGCUCUUCUUGACAUUCUGAACACGAAGAAGGGAAAAAACCUGGGGGAAAAGCCCACCGGAAGACAGAAAUGCUGCUUUCAGACCAGUCCAGAACCAGACUGGGGAUAGGUUAAGGAUGCCAAAAACACAAUUCGUACACCACAUGUACCAGGACAUGGCGGCAGUGUCUGGACCCCUGUCCCACUCUGAUUGUUCUAAAGAGGAUUCCCGUUUACAUGAAUAACAUUCUGGGAAAGUAGCAUCCUUUUCUUUUUAAGCUAAGCCCCCAACUUUGGUCUCUGGCUAUGAAACGGUAGGCAAUCCACUUUUUAAACAUAGCUGGUAAGCUUGUAUUUUCUUCUGGAAUGUUUGGGUUAGGGCUUUAAAAAAAGCCCCAAGGGGUAGUUCAGCUUGAUUACAAAAGACAACAGAAAGGGGUCUUGUUGUUACCAGUCGCCAGCAUAUUUAGAUGGAUUUAGAUUAUUAAUACGUACAUAGUUGGAAUAAAUCAUUCACCGUGUCCUUCACGGAGUCAUUUUCACAAUGGUUUUUUAAGGUUCAGUAUUUGUCUUCUGAUGAAGAGUGAUUAAAAACAAACAACUCAUCUUUAUUUUCCAUGAAAGCGAUUCAGGCAUUAUUAGUUUAGAAAAUAAUAUUAACAAAUCAUUCUAAUAUUUCCUGCUAAAAUAUUGUGAUUUUUUCAUUUUAUGCAGUGAAGAUGAAAGUUUCACAAAACAGGUUGGGAGUUCGUACCUUGAUUAAACUCUUCCGGGAGAGGGGUGUCUCCAGGUUGGAUUUCUGAUCUCUCUUGUGUCAUGGGGAACCAGCUGUCCACCACUGACUCCACUCCAAGACAAAAAUUUCAGUAUUAGUUAGAGCAAAGUGCACUAUAUAAAGUUGUUUUGCUUCCAAAAAACAGAAUGGAACUCCUGCCAUACAGUAUACGCUUGCGUUUCCUGCCCAGAGACAAGGAGGUAGUCCCUUUGGAAAUGGUGGUGUUUUGUCGCACUACAAUAUAAACACAAAGCCAUAUCACAAGUUUGUGACAAAUUUGCAUCCCUCUUCUGUUUGACCUCUCUGGAAGUAAGGUAUUUUUUUUGCACACAAUGGAUAUUCAUAAUGGGUAUUUCAUUAAGUAGGAGUUUACAGUAUACAUCCUUAGACGUUUGGGUUUUUGGUAGAUCUGUACUCGGAGUUUUUAAAAAUUGUAACGAUAUCCUAUAUAUUUGUUUAAUGAAACCAAGGUCUUGCUUUCUUUGUGGAUUUAUUAAAUCGUUUAUUAAACUGACCACCUAUA